AUGGGCAUGACCAGGGUUCCCCCACAGCCAAGGCCUAAAACUCACCACGGGGCGAAAGUGCGGGUGGACGGAGGAGUGGGAGCGGUCCGGGUCCUGGAAAGGCUGGAGCCGCAUCAAGCAGGCUGGGACAUAUUCAAGCACGUCACUGAGACCAACAGGCAGCAGCAAGAGCUGCAGAGGCAGCCGCCCUGGAGGAGGACCCAGAGAGAGCAGUGCGUCCAUCUGGGGGAUCCUGCUGCCCUGAGGAGGAUGAGAGCACUCAGAGCUCUCUGCCCGUGCUUUGGUUCUCAGUCCAGACCUGCACAUCCUGAGGAUGGAGGCAGGGCAAAGAAGGCUGUCCCUGAAGCCGUCACUACUUUUGUGGCUAGUGGGGCUUCUCUGCUAAAGCGGCUGCAAGACCAUGAGGGUGACCGAGUGGAGACAUACCGGGAGCUGGAGAGCUUCUUGCAAGGAGACGAUGGCAGUUUGCAGAGCGGUGUCGUGAACCGCCUGAUAGCAGAGGUGUCCAGUGACAUGCGAGCAGCCCAGGGUGUGACAGAUGAUGUGAAGAUGGCUGCUAGCGACGUCCUGGUGGCUCUGGCCCGCUCCCGCUUCCACUUUGUCAUGUCUGAGCUCCAGAGCCACCUGAAGGCCAUGGGGAAGGUCCCUGAUGAGAUUGUGCUCCUCACCUUGGGCAAAAUGGCCCGCAGCUACGCCCUGCGGUGCAUCCCCUUCGUGGGAAUGACGCUGCUUGCCCUGCGUGCCAUGCUGAGCCGGGUGGGGAGUGGCCGGAUCCUGCGCGCCGUCUGCAGUGUUCUGGAGCAAUGGUCAAAAGGGGUCAAUACAUACUUCGGCAGCCGGGAGCAAUGCCCCUUCCCUCGCAACGGGGAAGCGCAGCUCUGUGAAGACAUUUACCCAGUCUUCCGUUACGCGCUGGUAAAUUGGCUGGGCUGCGAGGAAGAAGAGGACAAGCAGGCUGUGCUCAGGGCGGUGGCUGCCAUGAUGGAGGUCCUGCUGCGUGAGGAGCAGCACCGCGAGCAUGCCUGGGAGCAGCUCCUCUGGCUGCUGCACCAAUCUCAGGAGGUCCGAGACACCUCCCGGGUCAACAAGAUUUCUUUAACACAGACCUUGUUCCCACAGCUCCCUGACGUGACCAAAGAGCCUGGCCUGGCCCCUAAGGCAGAACUUCACCGCUGCAUCGCGCUGCAGGCACGAAUAUGCCCUGAGGAGACGGGCAUGUUUCUGCACUCCCCGGAGAGCGGUGGGAGCAAGGCCGGUCGCGUGGCAGCCCUGGGCCUGCUGGGAGCGCUGGCCCACUCUGACGCACCUUCAGUGAGAGAGAAGCUGCCCCAGGUGAUGGAGGCCAUAGGGUCAGUGUGCAACGACCCCAGUGCCCAGGUGCGGAGGGCAGUUCUGGAGUUCAUCCGGGAGCUGCUCAGCUCCGGCUCCCAGAGCUGCUGGGCAUGGGAUGUGGUGGGGCACAUCUUCAGCGAGUUCAGCCGGACCUCAGGCAGACUGGUGGCAGGAGGCCUUUUUGCCUGGGUAACACCGGAGGAAGGAGCUCUUCGAGCCCUGUGUGUGGAUAUCCUGGGCUCGCUGGACGUCUCUCUGAGAGGGAUGACCAAACUCCUGUGGCCGAGGUUGCUGCAGUACGUAGUGCCAGCCCAGUACAGCGGCAUGCUGAUCCCACUCUCCCGCUGUCUCCGAGCCCUAGUUGAGAGACGGGAGAGCGCAGGGUGUGAAGAAGACGAGGAGGAGCCUGACGCCGUGGACUCCCAGGAGCGAGCCCGGCUGCCGGCUCCCCAGGCCCUGCUGGCUCGGCUGCUGGUGGUGGCAGCAGCUCCUCACAAGAGCGGCGAACGUGCAGUCGCUGCCUUGCAGCUGCUGCAGGCCCUGCAUGGCAGGAUACACCGAGCUUUGGGGGUGGUGUGGACUACCAAGAUCCCCCUCCUGCUGCAGUACUUGGAAGGUAAAGUGCGGAGGUCCCUGGACUCUGCAGAGUGGGAGCAUCGUGUGCUCAAGUUCCUGCGAGCGUCACUGGAGCCCAUCGAGGACAGGGCCUGGACCAUGGGCCUGAGCCAGGAGCUGAGCCAGCAGCUGGGCAGCUCUGCCCCCGGCUCCUGGGAGAAGCUUUUCCUGUACAAGGCCCUUGGGACAGUGCUGGCAGCUUGUCAGGAUCUCAGACACGUCCAAGGGCAGGUGCUGAGGUUCCUGCAGGAGACAAACCCUGUGCAGCUGUCUGAAGCCCAGGGAAUGAUUUCUGUUGUGUCCCACACGGCUGAGAGCCACUUCCAUCUGGUCUUGGACACAGUGAACAUGUUCUCCACUGCUUUCACCAGAGGCUGGUUUUAUCAGACUUCCAUGGGCUGGAAGGUCCAGCAGCAGCAGAAGAUGGAGAGCGCCCAGGCCAUUCGUGCUGCUCUGAUGUGCACCUACAGCGGCAUUGCACUGCGUGCCCCCAAGGAGCAGCUGCUCACCCGCGUGGAUAAAGAAAUCGUGGGCAACAUCCUGCGGCUCUCCAGAGCUAAACAGAGGGACUUGCAGCUCAAGCUCGCCCUGGUGCAGAGCAUCACCGAGGUCAGCUGUGCCAUCCAGGCUGUGGGCGACUGCGGCAGCUUUGAGCUGUCCUUAAAGCAGAAGGCAACGUGGACCUUGCUGGACUGGAUCAAGGGGGAGCCCUGGGACUCCCUGGUGUAUGGAGUGUUCCAGGCCCUGGAGGAGUUGAGCAAGCUGAGGCCACCUCUGAGGCGGGAGGAAAAUCACAAGCUGCUGGCAGUGUGCUGCCAGACUGUCUUGUCCUGUCCUUCCAAGGAGCAGAUGAAAAAGGGCAGGAAGACAGUGAGGGCAGCUGUGAACAUGCAGCUUCUGCACAGGAGAUGCGUGGAAGAUCUGGGCCAUCUCCUAGAAACCUUUCUGGAGGCAGAGGUGACCUCUGCCUGCUUUGAUGACGUGGUCCAUGUCCUGAAGGGCUGGCUCACCUCAGCCAACGAAUGGGAGCGGGAGAGAGCCCUGCAGGUUUGUGCCCAUGUGCUGGGAGCUUGCAAGGAGCGAUUCGAGCUCAUGAGAGGACGUCCUUGCAAGCGGUUCGGCUCCCUGGUGGGAUUGCUGGCGACUCUGACCAGCGACUGCCUGGCCACGUCCCGCCAGAGGGCAUGGGUCUGCCUUGGCUACCUUCUCCAAAUGCAAGCCAGGACCAUGGAGGUGGUGCCUCAGGCAGAUGAGAUCAGGUGCCUUGGUGAGGAGCUGAACAGCCCAGACACCGUGCAGACCUGCGCCAAAAUAGCAAAGGCUGUUUGCAAGUGCAUCCCUCCAGCGCAGGCUACAGACUUUCUGACUGCGGUCCUGCCCAGCUUGCUGCACGUCACACCCACGUGUGUGAAGCCACUAUGGAAGUGGGUGUUCAUCUUCCUGGUGGAAUGCAGGAAGGAAAUAGUCCAGGAGGUGCCAAAAAUCCUGAAGACCCUUUGCACCUACAUGCGGCAGAGCACCCACAGGCCCUUCCUGCUCUGGGCCGUGUUUCUCCUCGCCCACUUUCACCAGGAGCCCGUCGUCAGCAGUCUCCUCCGGAAAGGUCUGCCCAUGGACAGUGACACGGUGGAGCUGUGGAGGAGCCUGGGGAGAAGCACCAUUGGGAUUCAGGUCCUGAGGUGCUUAGUGGAGAAACUAAACAGAGCACGAAACAACUGCCUGGGGACCAACUCCUCCGCUUGUGAGUGGCACAACCAUGAGACUGCUCUGGAGACUUUGAUGAUCACCCAUGCCAUCUCCGAAGUGGUGCUUGCCCUGAGGAGCACAGAGGAGCUCAGGCAGCUGCUUCCCCACCUCCUUCCCAGCCUCCUGAGGUGGGCCAGCGAAACCCUGGGCGAGGAGCGGCUGCUUUCCCCCCUGGGAGAAGGCGGAAGACAACUGUUCCUCAAGGGCCAGGUGCUUGAGGAGAAGCCGUGCAGGGUUUUCCUUAUGGCUUUAGAGUUGGUGCUAGGCAAAUGCAUGGCAGAGAAGUGGAUGCGGCUGCUCAUGAAUCGGGCAGCGUGGGCUCUCCUUGAAGACCCCCUGACCCAUUCUGAUGGGGUGCGUCUCCUGACCAGCGUCCUGGUCCAUGCUGGGCUUCUAUCACCCUGUCUGAAGCAGACCCUCUUCCCAUGGCUGGAUUCCUGCUCAGUUAAGCUGCGGGUGACAGCUACAGCCUUCUUUGCUGAGCUCUCUUGGGACUGCAGCACAACAAGGACCCGCGAGUGAAGCAGGUGCUAGAGGAGUCUCUCCACGAUACCUGUCCCCAGCCAGCACCAAGGAGUUAAUUAAAUAAAGCUCAGC
Gavia stellata (red-throated loon) is the source of this 4290-nucleotide messenger RNA. RefSeq names its product maestro heat-like repeat-containing protein family member 2B. The transcript is spliced from 36 exons. Gene Ontology annotation, cellular component: cytoplasm. NCBI's taxonomy places the organism in Eukaryota, Metazoa, Chordata, Aves, Gaviiformes, Gaviidae. The coding region runs from base 1 to 4215 and encodes 1404 amino acids. The record is from RefSeq and is a predicted model, not a curated record.